CCGCAGCUCCAGAACCACAAGCCAAAACGCAAAGCAGCAAACAAACCACAGACGAAGACAAGUCUCAAGAGAAAGAGAGAAUGGCGGCCACCUCCUCCACCUCCUACUUCCCCUCGCAGUCGCAGCUGCCGGCGUCCAGCGCCACCGCUACAACCAGCAUCAGCAACGGCCGGCAGCCGCGGAGGCAUCGGACGGGCAGCUGCGUCAUGCUCGAGGCGGCCUCCGGUGGCGGCGCGGUGGGGAGGAGGACCAGGAGCCUCAUGGAGGAGGACCUUGAGGAGCUCAAGGGCUGCCUCGACCUCGGCUUCGGCUUCUCUUACCAUGAGAUCCCGGACCUUUGCGGGACGCUCCCUGGUCUGGAGCUCUGCUACUCCAUGAUGCGGAGGUUCCUCGACGAGCAGAGGACGGUGGUCGGGCAGCUGGAGCCCUCCGCGGUGGCGCCGCCGCCCAUCCCGGACUGGAAGAUCUCCGGCCCUGGUGAUCAUCCCGACGAGGUUAAAGCUCGGCUCAAGUAUUGGGCACAGACAGUGGCAUGCACAGUCAAACUCUGCACCUAGUGGAGGUCGGGACUUGGGAGUUUGCGAGUUCAUCCCAUGACAUGUGUGCUAAGAUGGGCUCAACUGAAGGGGGCUGAAGCUGAAGAAGCUGCUUACAUGGCUCAAAGAUAUGUUAUACCGAGGAGAUGCUUCGGUUGCGUGCUAUCGGGAUGACAUAUAUUUUACGAUCUUAUUGGAUUUACAUUGGUGCCCAAUGAAGAACAAAACGUGGUUACUGGUUACUGGUUACACUGGCGGCUCGGCCUCUGCAUCAGGCUGGCCAUAGUGGGGGUAACAUAACUAGUAUCAUGUACUUGGGACUCGUAAACAUGCUUACGUGGCAGACAAUUAAAGAAGAGAGAGAGGGUCAUAGUAACAUAGGUAGAUACCGUAUCAUAAUAAAUGUUAUGCUACUAUGUGUCAUGCAUGGCAAUAAAUAAGACCACCUAUAAUAC
Molecule: messenger RNA, 991 nt
Organism: Triticum aestivum (bread wheat)
Lineage: Eukaryota; Viridiplantae; Streptophyta; Magnoliopsida; Poales; Poaceae
Exons: 2
Coding region: 81-557 (158 amino acids)
Source: RefSeq, a predicted model, not a curated record